AAUGUUAAUUAUUUGUAACCGGCUAUCUACUUUGGAGAUACCGGUUAUUUCCAAGAACUGAAAAUUGGGAUCUCCUCAGCAACAAACAGGGCGGUUGUACGUGUCGUUGUAGAAAUGGCAGUGCGAGCGGCGUCCCAUGCCGGUAGCUGGUAUAACAGCAACGGGCGCGAGCUGGACAAACAGCUAGAGCAGUGGCUGGACGAGUCCGUGCUGUCCCACGGGCCGGCCAAGGCCAUCAUCAGUCCGCACGCGGGCUACGCUUACUGCGGGGCGUGCGCCGCCUAUGCCUACCGCCAGAUCAGUCCGGUGCUGGUGAAAAAGAUUUUCAUUCUUGGCCCGUCGCACCACUACCGCAUGUCGGGCUGCGGCCUCAGCACCGUCGACCGCUUCGCCACGCCCCUCUACGACCUGCGGGUGGACAAGCAGGUGUACGACGAGCUGCUGGCCACCAGGCACUUUGAGCAGCUGUCGAUCGGCGUGGACCAGAACGAGCACUCGCUCGAGAUGCAGCUUCCGUACGUGGCCAAGGUGAUGGAGGACUACAAGAACGAGUUCACCAUCGUGCCGGUGAUGGUGGGCAGCCUGUCGGCGGCCAAGGAGGAGCUGUACGGCGAAAUCUUCGCCAAGUACCUGGCCGACCCGACUGUUUUGUUCGUCAUCUCGUCUGACUUCUGCCACUGGGGCGCCCGUUUCAACUACACCUUCUACGACAAGACGAUGGGCAACCGCAUCCACGAGUGCAUCACCAAACUUGACCGCCUCGGCAUGGACACUGUGGAGCGGCUGGACGCGUCGGCCUUCCACAAGUACCUGCGCAAAUACUCCAACACCAUCUGCGGUCGCCAUCCGAUUGGCGUCCUACUCCACGCCGUCGCCGCCCUGCGCAAGGCCUCGCCGCCCCCACCGCCCAUGAGCCUCAAGUUCUUGAAGUACGCGCAGAGCUCGCAGUGCCUCCACGCGUCCGACUCGUCUGUCUCGUACGCUUCCGCCUCGCUUGUCUUUGAGUGACGCCCCACGAUGAUGCACAACACUGCCAGACUUCUUUACUAAAACGCGUGCCACGCCUCCCGCAGCACCAUGGUUUAUUUUCCUUCCAAAUUUUCCGCCAUGUCCGGUGAAAAAUAUUUUCUUGAACUAUUGAAACAAAACAAUCGCAAUAACCUAGAUGCGUUUGUAAUACAGGGUCGCAAUUUUUUUUAGUUUCGAUUAUCUUGCAGGCAAGGUAGUUAACUGCCAGUGACCUAGUCUUGAGCUGUGAGCAGACAGAAACUCACGUUUUAGUGUUCAAAGCCGCCAAUAGGUGGCACCACCGAAAACUAGCGAUUUUAAGGCAAUUCCGCUGCGAUUUCAGUGCCUAUGUGUAUUCUGCACUAUUUUUGACUAAAAUCAGUCCAGCCAAUCAACAUAGUGAGGUCAGCAGAAAUUAUUUGUUCAAAUAUUGUUUUUUAGGUUUCCUCUGCGAUUCGCUGAACCGAUUUUUGGCCAAACACAUACAAACUAGCAAGGCUGAGCUCAAAAUCGCAGCGGGAAAGCUAAAAUAGGUGACUAAUAUGUGGCGGCUUCAAACACAAAGAUUAUUUAAGGGCAGAAAUAGCCAAAGAUGCAGAUUCUUUUCAAAUUUACCUUCAAAUCUUGCAUGUUUUCUUGAAGAAAAUAUCGAAAAGUUUAUUUCUUCUGCAAGAAAUUGGUAAUAAAAAGUUGGUGUGAAAAUGCAACCCUUCUGUAACAGUGAGUUUUAAAUGUGAAUGUUAAUAAAAUAGGCCAAACACAAAGAGUGGUAAAGUGAUAAAUUAUUUUUAUUAGCUCUAGAUUGUCAACGUUGUGAAAAAAAAAAUCAGUUUUAGAAUAAAUUGUAAUUUUACCACUUGCCGUGCUUUGCCAAUAUAUGCAUUAAUUUAAUUUGCAAUCCAAUUUACUCGUCAAUAUGUAUUUAAGAAAAUCAAUUUCUCACCGGUCAUGUCAAUUAAAUCCUUGCUCAAUCUUUGGCAAUUAUUCUUUUCCGUUGCAAGUUUUAGCUGAAACCAUUCUGUGUUACUAGAGGAGAGUAUCAUUGUUUCCUCGAGUUCUCUCUCAUGCAUCUAGUUUUAAUUAUAUUACUGUCGAGAACAUUGUGCAGUUUGGACUGAUGAGAAUUGCAGUUAUAGGUAGCCAAUAAUCACGGUGAAUUGGCGAGAAAACUGAUGAUGUGUCGUUUUAAUAUGGAGUAAUAAUUAUAAUGUUUGCUUGACAAACUCGUCGAAUGGAAAUAUUAUAUAUUGAAUGCAAGGGCAACUGCUGAGCUUUCAAGUGAUCUUGUUGUCACCCGAGUAUUUCUGUGAGAUCUAACGAUACUACUUGUUGAUUAUUCGUCGAAGCCCAACUAUUUAUGAGAAAAUUAUCUGUCACGCUCGCAAACACGAAGAGCAAUCUAAUUUAUUUAGCGAGUAAGAUUUCCAAAGGAUCUUUAUUUCCUCGAAAGUUUGAAACAAUCUUUUGGUAGUAAUUUAUUUGGGUUUGCACUGCAUGCAAUGAGCGUAGCUUGAAAUGACCUGGAAAAUAAAACAAAAUCAAACUUUGAUUUGUAAGAAA
Cloeon dipterum is the source of this 2568-nucleotide messenger RNA. Its product is annotated as protein MEMO1. The transcript is spliced from 2 exons. Bases 115 to 1008 code for a protein of 297 amino acids. The record is from RefSeq and is a predicted model, not a curated record. Lineage: Eukaryota; Metazoa; Arthropoda; Insecta; Ephemeroptera; Baetidae.